AUGGGAAAUGACGGUGGGUCAAUUUCCAGAGUCAAGGCGUUGCAGAUAGCCAAGGCAGAUUCUCACGACAAAUUACAAAACUCUGAGUCUCAAAGAUUCGACACGGCAUCUAAGUGGAGCGUUUGCAGGCUGACCAGCCUGCCACUGCAGCUACCACUCGUGAGCGACUACCAGGGAAAUAUUUUCAAUAAGGAAUCGGUUUUGGAGUGGCUUUUGACACCCGACAGAGAAGACUAUACUGCAGAUCAGAUUAGACUCUUUGCCCACAUUAAGUCGUUGAAAGACGUGGUAGAGCUGCACAACAUGAUACCAGAGGCACCGGACGGUGGGAAAGCCGCUUUGCGGUGCGAUGUAGGCGACGAGAUAUGGGGCAAGAGCUCUGGGAGUUUCGCAUAUGUAACAGAUUGUGGGCAUGUUCUACCUCUGCGCAUGCUGCGACAGGACUGUCCUGUCUGUAACGUGAAGUGCAGCGACUCAAACAUAAUUGUUCUCAACCCUAAGCCCGACCAGCUAUCGACCUUAGAAAGUCGCAUGCGCGAAUUGAGGCAGAAGGGUCUCACGCACAGCGGUAAGCCGUUGAAAACGAAGAAGAGGCGAGCAAAGAAGGGCGAAAAUGAAGUGCACAUCGUGAAACGGCGAGCAACCUGA
Messenger RNA from Lachancea dasiensis, 648 nucleotides. The record is from the annotation of a GenBank genome assembly. NCBI's taxonomy places the organism in Eukaryota, Fungi, Ascomycota, Saccharomycetes, Saccharomycetales, Saccharomycetaceae.